CCAAGAUGUCAGCGCCCGGUCACGUCCUGCACGGGACUCACUGUAGGAUCAUUUCAUAUAAAAAAUAAGAUUUUUAAAAAUGUAUUCGUGUUGUUUCCCCGCCGGAAGCAUAAAUGUAAUAAACGAUCGUCCACAGGUUUCCUACGGACCGUUAGCUACCAGCAGGGGAAAUGCAUUUAGCUUAGUUUAAUGUGAGCUUGACGUGAACAUGUCAUUUUCUCUGGUUAAACUCUGUGAGACAUCCCUGUUCAGACGUGUUUUACAGCUCAGAGUUUAUAGAUGUAGCAGACAGAGCCAUAAAAUGAGCCACAUACUGCUGAGGCAUCCAUGGAUGAAAAGGCUGACUGUGUUUCUCACCUGUACCAGGAGGAUGAGCUCACAGACGGACAAGGAAACCGUAGAUCUCUCUAAGUUUCCUCCAGACAGGAUCAGGAAUUUCAGCAUCAUCGCUCAUAUCGACCACGGGAAAAGCACUCUGGCUGACAGACUGUUGGAGAUGACAGGUGCCAUAGUGAAGACAGAGAAGAACAAACAGGUGCUGGACAAGCUACAGGUGGAGCGAGAGAGAGGGAUCACAGUGAAGGCCCAGACAGCCUCGCUGUUCUACCACCACCAGGGUCAGCAGUAUCUCCUCAACCUCAUCGACACGCCGGGUCACGUAGAUUUCAGCUAUGAAGUAUCUCGGUCGAUCUCUGCAUGUCAGGGUGUUUUGUUGGUUGUCGAUGCCAAUCAGGGGGUUCAAGCUCAGACAGUGGCCAACUUCUACCUGGCUUUUGAGGCUCAGUUAACAAUCAUCCCUGUUAUCAACAAGAUUGACUUAAAAAACGCUGAUCCAGAGAGAGUGGGCUCACAGAUUGAGACGCUGUUUGAUAUUCCACAAGAAGAAUGCAUAAAGAUUUCGGCUAAACUUGGAACAAAUGUUGACAAAGUCCUUCAAGCAGUUGUGAACAGAAUUCCACCGCCUGUGGCGAGUACAGAUGACCCGUUUAAAGCCCUGGUGUUUGACUCCAACUUUAACCACUACAGAGGCGUCGUGGCUAACAUCGCGUUGUUUGGAGGUCGGGUGAAGAAAGGGGACAGGAUCGUGUCGGCACAUCUCAACAAAACCUAUGAGGUCAAUGAGCUGGGGCUUCUGCGGCCAGACGAGCAUCAGACUCAGGGGCUUUUUGCAGGCCAGGUCGGCUACAUAAUAGCAGGGAUGAAGGAUGUCAAAGAGGCCCAGAUUGGUGACACUCUCUACCACCAGGAGCAGCCGGUGGAUCCUCUUCCAGGGUUCAAACCUGCCAGAGCCAUGGUGUUUGCUGGCAUGUAUCCGAUGGAUCAGUCAGAGUAUCAAGGCCUCCGCAGCGCCAUCGAGAGGCUGACCCUGAACGACUCGAGCGUCUCAGUGCAGAGAGACAGCAGUCUGGCUUUGGGUGCAGGCUGGAGACUGGGCUUCCUGGGUCUUCUCCACAUGGAGGUGUUCAAUCAGAGGCUUGAGCAGGAAUAUAAUGCAUCUGUGAUCGUAACUGCCCCCACCGUGCCCUACAAGGCUGUCCUCUCCUCAGCCAAACUCAUCAAGGAACACGGCUGUCAGGAGAUCACCAUCGUAAACCCGGCUCAGUUCCCAGACAGAUCAGUCGUGUCGGAGUACUUGGAGCCCAUGGUUCUGGGAACUAUUCUCACACCAGACACUUACACGGGGAAGAUCAUGACUCUGUGUUUGAGUCGCAGAGGAGUCCAGAAGAACAUGGUGUACAUAGACGACCAGCGCGUCAUGAUGAAGUAUCUUCUGCCUUUAAAUGAAAUCGUUGUGGAUUUCUAUGACCUCCUCAAGUCUCUAUCCUCUGGAUACGCCAGUUUUGACUAUGAGAGUGCCAACUACCAGACCGCUGAUUUGAUUAAGAUGGAUAUUCUGCUGAACGGGCGACCUGUGGAAGAGCUCGCUACGGUUGUUCAGAGGGACCGAGCGUACACCACAGGGAAGGCUAUGUGUGAGAGACUUAAAGAGUCCAUACCAAGGCAGAUGUUUGAGAUCGCCGUUCAGGCUGCUAUUGGCAGCAAGGUCAUAGCCAGGGAAACAAUAAAAGCCUACAGAAAAAAUGUCCUUGCCAAAUGUUAUGGAGGAGACAUAACUCGGAAGAUGAAGCUCCUGAAGAAACAGGCAGAGGGCAAAAAGAAGAUGCGGCUUAUUGGCAAUGUAGAAGUCCCCAAAGAUGCUUUCAUUAAUGUUCUUAAAAGGAAUGACAAAUGAUAUUGUAUAUAGUGUAAAUUCUAUAUUAAAAGGCUGCUUUUUUAAAUAAAGGGUAUGUUGGUGACAUAGA
This is a messenger RNA of Cheilinus undulatus (humphead wrasse), 2303 nucleotides long. It is a transcript of the gene guf1, whose product is annotated as GTP binding elongation factor GUF1. The transcript is spliced from 17 exons. The record is from RefSeq and is a predicted model, not a curated record. NCBI's taxonomy places the organism in Eukaryota, Metazoa, Chordata, Actinopteri, Labriformes, Labridae. Gene Ontology annotation, biological process: positive regulation of translation. The coding region runs from base 209 to 2233 and encodes 674 amino acids. Gene Ontology annotation, molecular function: mitochondrial ribosome binding; GTPase activity; GTP binding. Gene Ontology annotation, cellular component: mitochondrion.